Molecule: messenger RNA, 2715 nt
Organism: Branchiostoma belcheri (Belcher's lancelet)
Lineage: Eukaryota; Metazoa; Chordata; Leptocardii; Amphioxiformes; Branchiostomatidae
Product: tripartite motif-containing protein 3-like
Exons: 3
Coding region: 13-1917 (634 amino acids)
Cellular component (GO): extracellular region
Molecular function (GO): zinc ion binding; protein binding
Source: RefSeq, a predicted model, not a curated record
CAGGAAGUAACUAUGGCGGCUGCACAUUCAGGUUUGGGGACACAAAUCUGUGAAGAACUGUCCUGCAGCAUCUGCCUGGAGCUGUUCACCAGGCCCAAGGUGCUGCCCUGUCAGCACACCUUCUGUCAGGACUGUCUACAGGACCAUGCAGGGAGGGGAGGGACCUUCCAGUGCCCAAACUGUCGUCGGCAGGUCAGGCUGCCACCCCAGGGAGUCGCAGGUUUGCCCGACAACCACCUGGUUACAAGUUUGUGUGAGAGGCUGCAAAACCAGGCUACACUGUCAGGGAAAACAAGAGCCCAGUCUGGAAACAGGUGCAGUUUUCACCCCUCUGAAGAAGUCAGACUCUACUGUAAACAGUGUAACAUGCCAGUUUGUAUUGAGUGUUUGGAUGAAAUACACAGUGAUCACAGAACCAUAACAUUGAAGAAGGCCUCAGAAGAAAGGAAGGCUCCUGUUCAGGCACUUAUUGUUGAGGGCAGGACCAUCUUAGAGACUUACUGUACUUCUCUUAGGAGUCUGAGGGAGAGAGAAAAAGCACUAGAUGAAACAAAGCAAGAGACAGACAACAGCAUCAUUCGGGACUAUGAGCAAGAAGUGCAGAAAGUUACAGAGAAGAAAGACCAUCUGCCCUUCAUUUUUUUGUUUCUAGAGGGAGAAAAAUACAAGGGAAAGAAAGAGGGUUUGCAAGAGGAAAGGGACAGAGUGUUGGCAGAUGUGAAUGAACUGUCUGCUGCCUGUGAUCGAGCAGAACAAGAAAUGGAGCAGGGAGGGGUAGAAUCUCUUAGUCAAGAAGCCAUUUUGACAGGGGUGGUAGGAAGGUACAGAGAAAAAGCAGCACCAACUCCUGCACAAACCCAGCCUGCUGUCUUUCAGCCCCCUGAUACCCCAGCAUUCUCUCUGACAACUGUUGCAUGGGUUUUCUUGCUUGCAGCCUUGUUGCUAUAUUACCCGUCAUAUUGGGCGUAUAAUGCAACACAAAUAGAACAACAGUCUGUCCCCAAAACUGUCCCCAAAACUGUCCCCAACACUGUCCCCAACACUGUCCCCAACACUGUCCCCAAAACUAUCCUAAAAACUAUCCCAAAAACCGUCCCCAAAACAAUAACUUUUGGUGGAUUGGGACCAGGAACAGGACAGUUUUACUUUCCAAGUGGUGUUGCUGUGUCAGAUGAAGGGGAGGUCUUUGUACCAGACUGGUUUAACAAGAGAAUCCAAGUUUUCACCCUGCAGGGAACAUUUGUGAGACAGUUCCCAACAGUCGUGCCAGGUGGACAGAUGAUGUGGCCACGUGAUGUGGCCAUGGACGGGGAGGGGAACCUAUGGGUGGUGGGGUACAGAUCUGCUGAUGUUGCUCUGCAGUACAACAAACAGGGCUGGGUGCUGAGAAUGUUCAUCCUACAGGAGACAGAGUGGUACAGAGGAGUUGCCGUGGACACCAGGAGGAACCACAUCCUCAUCACACAAACCACAGAAAAAGAGGGAAAACUGCAUGGUGAAGUUGUGGUGUUCGGGCCAGAUGGAACACUUGUGAGAACUGUGGGUCAGCAGCAGGGGAUGAGGGAACCACGGUACAUCACUGUGGACGGGGAAGGGAGAAUUCUUGUGUCAGACUGGGACAAUGACUGUGUCUAUGUUUACAACGAGGACGGACAGUUUCUGUUCAAGUUUGGAGGUUUAGGAAGUGAUGAAGGUCAGCUGAACUAUCCCCGUGGCAUCUGUACAGACAGGGCAGGGAACAUCAUCGUGGCAGACAGCUUUAACAGCCGUGUGGAGAUGUUUGACAAGACAGGAAAAUUCCUCAAACACAUCGCUACAGACAUGGAGGAGCCACAUGCUGUUGCCAUGGCAACACAGGGACAGCUGGUGGUCAUUGAUUGGUCAGAGAACUCUGUUCACAUUAUCCAUACCUACUGAACAGCAACAUGGAAAUUCCAAUAAUUGUUCGUUCAAUUGAGAGACCAAGCUGAUCAGCUUUUCUUUGCAACUACCUGGUACAUGUACCAUCAAAAGGGGUAGGGAAUUUUCCCGACCAGCCUCGUAACCCCUACUUCUCCUAUUGGGUCAGUUAGUCCUCACUACUUGUGAGGAUGUUUCAGACUCAGGGAAAAGAGUUGCUGUUACAGUUACAGGCUAGCUCUAUGCCUAGAAGUGGCCAAUGGCCUUGCAUUGAGCGACACCGUUAAAAAAAAAAAUAAAUAAAUAAAGAUGACCGACAACUUAUAUACUGCCUCUGCACUUAACACCAGCAAUUGUAAACUCCUUGCAACUCAGCACUUGCCUAGUUGUAAGGAUAAGUCUUGUUAGCUAUAGGUACAUAUUUCAUUGCAAUUGUACUUUUAAUGAUGAUGAUGACUUGUACUAGGUCUUGUAGAAUAUGUUUUGUACAUAUUAUAAAUGUAUUUGUGUGAUGCAUGAUAUUAGCAAUUCAAUGCCUAGUGUUCCAGCCAUAUGUUGUUGUAAUGUACUAGUCUGUUAAAUAAAGAAAGGACAGUAAUAGGCCCUCAUAUACAAUGUAUAAUACAACAAAAUCUUUGUAAUAUGAUUAAAUACAUGAUUGCAUACUACUGCAGUAAUACUACUACUACUACUACUACUACUACUACUACUACUACUACUACUACUACUACUGUCAGUUUUAAAAGACUAUCAUAAUGACUUUGCUGCCAAACACAUAAACAGGAAUAGCUCAGUUCUCAACAUACAAAAUAAUGU